Molecule: messenger RNA, 951 nt
Organism: Capronia epimyces CBS 606.96
Lineage: Eukaryota; Fungi; Ascomycota; Eurotiomycetes; Chaetothyriales; Herpotrichiellaceae
Exons: 1
Coding region: 1-951 (316 amino acids)
Source: RefSeq, a predicted model, not a curated record
AUGUGCGUACGUACUAAAACCUCGUACGGAUGUGGAUGCGAGUUCAAGACCACUGUUGAGUGCCACUCAUCGCACUGUCAAGGCCUGGAGCGGUACCAUUACCCUCGGGAAGGUGAUUGCCGUACCUGUAAACUAGGCGGCGAUGGAGUGACCCGGGGCCGGGAAGGCAGAGGUCGUCAUGCACAAGAGAUCUCUAGACAUGCUCGAACGGAAGGCGCCAGCGAGUCCUCUGACGACCGUGUACUUUCGCCCUUGGAAAUUGGGGGAGGCAUAAGUCCAUGGGCAGUGCCCUUGAAGCGAGAGAAAGAAUGGCACAGCCCUUCCAGAAAAAAGGCAGACGACGCCUGGCUGGAAGAGCAUGUGGAGAGAAAUUCAGAUUUGCAGACGAUUCGAGAAUCAAUGUCUGCGUGUGCCAUACCCGACCAGGCAUCUACCGCCUUCUAUUCUCCCUCUCGUCGAGCCCGAGGCGCACAUGAGUACGAGCAUGAUGAUAGCCAUCACCGCCGUGAGCGUGAUGAGUACUAUGGGCAGCCACGACGGGGAGACACGGUGGAGUGGCCGCUCCAUAUCGAAAUACGAAGUGUGCCCGACCAUGGUCAUGGAAGCAAUCGUCGACCAGUGCGACGACACAGACACGACAGCCAGGAGAGUUUUGAAAGCACCCCCAGCUCCCGAUCUUCUCGAAAAUACAAACCCGCUCCGACCACAUACACGACCUAUGAUCAUUUCGAACCUUACGACUCUGGGUACGGCUCUUACGGGUCUCGAGCUUCCCACGGCUAUGAAGUGGCCAAAACAGAACCAUACACCUACUCACCGAUACCACGUACUGUCAGCAUCAAGCCACCUUCGACAGCAUCGCACGGCGUUUACCAAACAGGAUUUGGGGUCGGAGGUGUCGACGUUGUCUCCCGAGCUCCGCUAUUUGCGUACAGCACACGGAGACAUUGA